UGUUCUUCUGGGCAGCCCUAGUCCAGUCCCUCCCCUGGCCGGCUGCUGACUGAACUGUUCUGCCCGUCUGUUGCAUUUCAUUCUCUUCUGCAAAGUCCUCAUCAUCUCCAAACAGGCAAACAUGAACCACAGGCUCCUCCUGACACCUCCAGCUCUGUCCGGAUGCUGCGAUUGCUGCUGAUGUUAUUGAGCCACAGACCACCUUGUCAAUGUGUGCCUGCAGGAGCCGGAGGUGCUGACAUGCCCCCGACAGUGGCAAAAAGGGGCUGAUUCCAGAGAAGCCUUCGGUGGGGGGCUGGGGGGACUAUCCUGGCAGACAAUGGACAGACUGCACCCCUCUAUGAGGAAGCGUCUGUACAGUCUCCCACAGCAUAUUGGAUCCAAAGCGUCUAUCAUGGAUGAAGAAGGUGAAGAGAGGGACACCUGGAGGAAAAGCAUUAAGCUCAAACCAUUGCCCUCACCCUCAGCACUUAAGGUCCUUGACCCACGACCUGGAGCAAAGGAGGCUCAUCUAGUUAUGGAAACUGAACUAGGCAAAUCCCAAAGAGCCAGCAGCAAUGGAGACUGCAGGAGAUUCACAGGUAGUCUCUCCUCCAUUGCCAGCUGUGGCCGGCACCUUCAUGAUUCAGACCCCAGCGAAGGACGAAGGCUUAUCUCAGAGGGGGACCUCAGCCCUACUGAUGAUAAGUCCCCUACAAUGGACGCUCCUGGAGAAGCAGGUGUAGGCCCUUCCCAAGCAGCUCCUCCAGGGUCCCAAUCUAGGAGCACUGACCAGCACAGCAGUCCUAUAAAGGUGGACGGCAGAGAGCAGACUUUACCUGGAGGGGACGAGGAGCAGAGUAGUUUCAUGCACAGACAGUUUGGGGCGCUUUUGCAGCCUGGGGUGAACAAAUUUUCCUUGAGGAUGUUUGGCAGUCAGAAGGCAGUAGAAAGGGAACAAGAUCGAGUAAAGUCUGCAGGAUUUUGGAUUAUUCACCCUUAUAGUGACUUCAGGUUUUACUGGGACCUUACAAUGUUAAUGUUGAUGGUGGGAAAUCUCAUUAUCAUUCCGGUGGGCAUCACUUUCUUUAAGGAGGAGAACACACCUGCUUGGAUUGUAUUUAAUGUUGUCUCGGACACUUUCUUCCUUGUGGAUCUGGUGCUGAACUUUCGCACAGGGAUUGUAGUAGAGGACAAUACAGAAAUUAUCCUAGAGCCACAACGUAUCAAGAUUCGUUACCUAAAAAGUUGGUUUCUUGUAGACUUUGUAUCCUCCAUUCCUGUGGACUACAUUUUUCUUAUUGUUGAAACACGAAUUGACUCAGAGGUUUAUAAGACUGCCAGAGCUUUACGAAUUGUACGCUUCACUAAAGUGCUCAGCUUGCUUCGACUCCUGAGACUUUCCAGGCUUAUCCGUUAUAUUCAUCAAUGGGAGGAAAUCUUUCACAUGACGUAUGACCUGGCAAGUGCUGUGGUACGCAUUGUAAAUCUAAUUGGUAUGAUGUUACUUCUGUGCCACUGGGAUGGCUGCUUACAGUUUUUGGUGCCCAUGUUGCAGGAUUUUCCUGAUAAAUGCUGGGUUUCUUUGAACCGUAUGCAGAAUGCCUCUUGGGGAAAGCAAUAUUCCUAUGCUCUUUUCAAAGCCAUGAGUCACAUGUUGUGCAUCGGGUAUGGGCAGCAGGCGCCAGUGGGCAUGUCAGAUGUCUGGCUUACUAUGCUGAGCAUGAUCGUUGGUGCCACUUGCUAUGCCAUGUUCAUUGGUCAUGCUACUGCACUUAUCCAGUCCCUAGAUUCGUCACGGCGCCAGUAUCAGGAAAAGUAUAAACAAGUGGAACAGUACAUGUCAUUUCACAAGCUCCCAGCUGAUAUGCGUCAGCGGAUCCACGACUACUACGAACAUCGUUACCAAGGGAAAAUGUUCGAUGAAGAAAGUAUUCUUGGCGAGUUAAGUGAACCUCUGAGGGAGGAGAUCAUUAAUUUUAACUGCCGUAAACUAGUGGCCACUAUGCCACUAUUUGCCAAUGCUGACCCUAAUUUUGUAACUUCAAUGCUCACAAAGCUACGAUUUGAAGUAUUUCAACCAGGUGAUUAUCUUAUUCGAGAGGGAACAGUUGGCAAAAAGAUGUUCUUUAUACAACAUGGUGUUGUCAGCAUUUUAAGCAAAGGCAGUAAGGAGACAAAACUCGCUGAUGGAUCUUACUUUGGCGAAAUCUGCCUACUGACACGAGGGAGGAGAACUGCAAGUGUGAGAGCUGACACAUACUGUCGAUUGUACUCAUUGAGCGUAGACCACUUUAAUGAAGUUCUGGAGGAGUAUCCAAUGAUGAGGCGAGCAUUUGAAAGUGUUGCACUAGACCGCUUGGAUCGAAUUGGUAAAAAGAAUUCUCUCCUCUUACAUAAGGUGCAGCAUGACCUUCGGUCAGGGGUGCUUAACUAUCAGGAAAAUGAGAUUAUUCAGCAGAUUGUGCAACAUGAUCGUGAAAUGGCCAAGGGACCUCGCUGCACAUAUUCUGAGGCAGACUCUGCCCCAACUCCUCCAACUCCUAUAAUAUGGACACCUUUGGUCCAGGCACCUUUGCAAGCAGCAGCUGCUACUACAUCAGUUGCUAUACCUUUAACUCACCAGCGGUUGCCAGCCAACAUCUUCCGACCUUCAACAUCUGUAUUAGGAGUAACAUCUCGGCAGUUCCAAUACUUGCAGAGACAACCUUUUUGUUCACACAUAGCAGGAGCAGAGGCUCCAUUGUCACAACAGUCAUCUUACCAUGUACAUCAACUAGCAGGAUUCUCUGCAGCAGCCUGUGUUAGUCCUAGGCCACUAUCUAAUGUACCAUGUUUUGACAAGGGUCAAACACAACCGCUGUUUCCUACCAGCUCAACUCCAGCUGCUGCUUUUGACACAUCACAGUGGUCUCCAGGACUAGGAACCUCUACUCAAUCAAGACUAUCAACAUCUGACCAGCAACUCCCCAUACCAUCUUCUAGACAAUCUCAAGGCUUGAAAACCCAGUCACCGGGACAGCCUUUACCUGGAACUUCAGAGCCAUCGUGGGUGUUACCACCUCCACUUCACAGCUUAGACUCUCCUGGUAGUUCACCCUCAGCGCUAAGUCAGGGACCAAACCGAACCACUCAGGUAUGUGGUUCUUCCAGGUCCCUUCUUCUUCCUCAAACAGCUCCCAUUGUGUCUCACCCAAGCAGCUGCAUAGCUCUGCCCCUUAACAGACUUAGGCAAGACGGUCGGCCCAUUUCUGUUUCUCAGCCUUCUUUGCCUCAACCAGCACCAGGCUCACCACACUUUCCCCAGCAGUUUACUCCGGACUUUACUUUAUUUCCUAGAGUAGGAAGUCAAGAACUAAAAGGCCACACCACUUUGCCACAAAAAGGUUCUUCAGAAUUUUCAUUUGGAGCAAGUGUUGCUGGUGUAGAGGACCUACCCUUUCAUUCAAAACUCCCUUGUAAUCUCUGACCUUUUAUAUUGCUAGAGAUCUGCAGAACAAUUUAUGUCCAACAAGAGACAUGUAGAUUUAUUUAUUGAGGUUGUAUACUGUAGAAAAAGGGUAGUUGGCAGGCUGAAUAUGUAUUUUGCCACCAAUUUUAAAUGACUUAGCAUUUGUACAGCACAUUUUAACAACAAUGGUGCAUUCAUUACAAAUGGUUCAGAUCAUUACACCACCUACAUGAUCUCAAGCCAUUAUAGGACUGAUUAGAUAACAGUCAUUCAUCAUGAGGUUGCAAAUUUAUAUUGCCUUGGUGUGGAAAAUUGCUAAUUGUAUGUAUUCAAGACAUUCUGCUGUAUGCUUCCCUAGCUGGCAUCAGUCUACAAAUUCCUCUAGUCUUAGACUCUUGACUUGGCAGAAAAAAUGAAAGAAGAGAAAAAUCUAAACUGCUUUGCAGAUCUUUUAGCAAUGAACAAGGAUUAAAGUUAUUGGAUGGUAUUAAAUAGCAUUAACAGUCCUUCAGAUGUAAAAGUCGAGUGUCCUCUUAUAAUGGUGGGAAUGACCUGCCCCUUGCAAUAAGGCACCUGCUUUAUCUGGAUACCAUUCUCAUCAGUAUUCUGCAUUGAUCAAAUAGUAUGUGCUAUAGACAGAUGCAUAUGGCUAGAGUCCCUUACUCUGUGUAACCUCUUGUCAUUGCCAGUGGCACAGACUACUCAUUUCUUAGAAAUAUCUUUGAGAGGUAUGGGUUCUUUAGUAUUCUUCACGAGUUUGAAAGCACAUUAUUCAUUGAACUACACCUUUCAUUGCACCUAGUGUGUGUGUGUGUUUUUGUGUGGUUAGCAAGAGGGACAUCAAGGCAAGUACUGUAGUGCUUGCCUGCAUAAGCAAUAUUAUGUAACAUUUUGUCCUUGUGCCUUCACUUCCCCAAUGGAGUCAAAAGAACAAGAAUGACUCUUGGGAGCCCCAUACUGUCCGCUUAGAAAAGGCAUCUGUGACAUGGGGCAUGCCAUAUCUGCAGCCUCAUGCCAAUUUCUAAAUCUGUGCUUUCCUUGUUGCAAUAAGGCACUGCCUUGGCAUGGGUUGUGCAGUCCAGACACUCAUAUUGGAGAGUGCCUUAUUGCUGCUGAAUUACAGAUCAGGGUUGUGAUAUCCAGCUAGCAUUUUGCUUUAUUACUGUGUGCACGAGCACUCUGUUCUUCACCGAAUAAUGUUCCUAAUCCAUGGAGCAGUAUGAAUGGACAAGAUUUGUGAAGCUGGAUCCAUUACUUUUUGUUACAUUAAAAGGAAUUGGGUAGAGUUCAGCUUUACUCACCAUUUCUCUGCCAGAGGUAUGUCGCACUUUCUGUAGCUGCAGCAAGCAGUUCACUAUGUUUGAAAUUUUAACCAGUAAAAUCAAAGAAGCCACUUUGGAUUCCAUGAUCUUCGCUAACUACUGUGGAACUGUUAAUGAAUUUCACGCAGGAUGAACUAUUGAGUCAUUUUAUUUAUCUUCAAUCUCUUCAACUUCCUUAUCCCAAUCUCCUGUCCCAUGUAAUUUCCUACUUUUGUCAUACAUAAUGUUACGUUUUUUUCCUUACUAAUUUCCUGCUUAUUUGACAAUAACCUUAUGUAAUCCUUUUACUAGGAAGUCAUUGUACCCAUCUUCUGUUGUGGUCAAAUGUGCCUUUCUUCCUAUUACAAACCUCUGUUAAUAUUUUACCUCCAGCUUUCCCUUCCCAGGUCCCUUCCUGCUCAUCAUUCUAAAAAAGAAAAACCUGCAGUACAAUGGAGCCAGCAUUUUCUUCUCUAUUAAUAUCGAGUAGCCAUUGGACUAAAUUUUGCAAUAUUAUCUUUGCUAAAUCAGGUAGAUAGAAGAGACAAUUUAGACAGAGGAAUAUGUGGGCUAUUCCUAAGUGUUUUCAUAAGAAAAUAAUAACAUUCUUUCAUAAACAUAUAAAAGACAUCUCUUCAACUCCUUGUUUCCAUGUGUGAUUAGAUGACUAAAAAAAAUCCUUGAAGACCAAUUAUUUGUGUACUCUUCUGUAAAAAAGAGUAAAAGAGUAAUAAACAGUUUAGAUUAAUACCAUACAGUCAUAGCAGCAGGUAGCUCUUUACAAAGAAACGGAAUUCUCUGUAAAUAUCACUACUCGUGUAUUUGCCAACAUACUCUUUGUUUUAAAGAGGUUUCUGCUUUGUUUUUUUAUAAGGAAAAAAAGUUAUUUAA
Hyla sarda is the source of this 5622-nucleotide messenger RNA. RefSeq names its product hyperpolarization activated cyclic nucleotide gated potassium channel 4 (gene HCN4). Gene Ontology annotation, molecular function: voltage-gated potassium channel activity. Gene Ontology annotation, biological process: transmembrane transport; potassium ion transport. Gene Ontology annotation, cellular component: membrane. NCBI's taxonomy places the organism in Eukaryota, Metazoa, Chordata, Amphibia, Anura, Hylidae. The transcript is spliced from 8 exons. Bases 320 to 3448 code for a protein of 1042 amino acids. The record is from RefSeq and is a predicted model, not a curated record.